AUGGACGAGUCGCCGGACGCCUAUGCUGCGGAUUUGGAGCGCCUGCUUGCCAUUUUGGGUCACCGCAGCGGCGGUAAUGAUGACCAGGAUCCCGUGAUUAUUGAACAGUUUCUACUGGGCUUACCUGGUGGUGACCAAUCUCGAGUUGGUGUGAGUAGCAGUGCCAGGUCAGUUGUCUGCUUUCACUGUAAAACUGUUGGACAUGUGAAGCGCGAGUGUCCAAACCGCCGGCAGAAGGGUCAGCAAUCGUCUGGUGUAAAGUGUCAUUUCUGUGAGGAGAAGGGCCAUAUCAUCAUGGACUGCCCCAUGAAGCGCAAAUGGAUUGACAGUCAGAAGAAUGCUGUUGCUGCCGUGGGAGAGGCUAGUGUUCAGCCCACAUCGCCCACUAGCAAAGCCACCCCAGACCGAGUGUUGUGUGCACCUGUGGCACAACCCAUGCAGUUGCCGACGAUUUAUGUCGAUGUCCAUGCGGCUGAUGGCGACUGGAUGCGUUGCACGGCAGUUAUUGACACUGGUGCCAGUCGUACAUUUGUGUCUGCAGCAUUUCUCAAGCAGCAUAGAUUGUCAUUCUCCUCCGAUCACUGUGCUGCUCCGUUGGCAUUGGAUGGCCAGCCCCUGGAUGUGCUUGGCAGUAUUGAACUUCAGCUACGACGCAAUGAUGGUCCUGUUCACUUGCCGGUCGUAUCAGUAGUAGCAUCCGUCGUCGCGACGCUGGAUGUGGUCAAUGCCCCACUUCUACUUGGUGCAGAUGUCGUUGCCGCAUCUGGUGGUGUUCAGUUGCAGUACAGUGAUGGCCUACUUUCAUCAGUAACAUUUGGAAGCAACUCGGCAGGCGGUGUGCCAAAGAGUACGGGUGAUGCUCCAGUUCACGAUCCCCAUCCAUACCGGCAUGUCAAGGUUACGCGUAGCGGUGAUGACGUUACUCUGAGUUGUUCGGAUGGAUCAAUACGCUGGGAUGCUUCUCGUGGCCAGUGGUUUCUGUCAUGGAAAUGGGCAUCAGGCACACCUCCGACAUCGCCAGUUGGCCCACCCAUUGGUGAGUACUCGCGUGCUCAAUUGACUGCCCAUCAGGAGAAGCUAUUUUGCCAGGGGGUGGACCAGUGGAUCACCAAGGGCUGGCUUCAGCCAUAUGAUGAGUCUGUGCACGGCGACAUGGCAGGUGUCUUGCCGGUUUUGGCGGUGGCUCAGGAGCACAAGGAGACUACUCCCGUCCAACCAUGCUUAGACUACCGGCGCCUCAACGAGCUCAUUGUCUCGGAGCCUGGUCAGAACUCUCCGUCAUGUCAGGAGACCUUGCGGAAGUGGCGCAUGGUCAGCGACGAGUCAUCUGUACUGCUGGAUAUUCGGAAGGCGUACAUGCAGAUUCAUGUCGAGCCAGAGCUGGUGUGCUAUCAGACAGUGAUCUGGAAGAGCCAACUCUACACCGUCACACGUAUGGCUUUUGGGUUAGCUAUAGCGCCCAAAUUUAUGGACAUCAUUGUUCAGUGGAUUCUGCGGCACCACUCCAACGUGGAUAACUACAUUGACGAUAUAUUGACGCCGCAGGUUGAAGCAGAUGAUGUCGCCACCGACUUGCGUCGCUAUGGGCUAGACACCAAGCCGUCUGAGCCUCUGCCGAGUGCCAGGGUCCUGGGUCUGCAGAUGUCGUCAUCGUCGGGCAGACUCCAGUGGUCAAGACGCAGUGGCGUUGAUCUUGCUGUGCCUAAGCCACUGACCAAGCGUAGUCUGUUCAGCUGGUGUGGACAUGCAACUGGUCACUAUCCAGUGUGUUCCUGGCUUCGUCCGGCCUGCAGCGCGUUGAAGAGGAUGUCAUGCACAGGAGAGAACUGGGACGUGCCAGUUUCACCAGCAGUCGAGGCAUGCUGUAAAGAGCUCGCAGCGAGGCUCGACACGGAGGAUCCCGUCCGUGGUGCUUGGAAGGUAUCUUCCUCUCCAGAUAGCCAGUGGCCCGUGUGGUGUGAUGCCUCAGACAUAGUUCUCGGUGUCGUGUUGGAGAUUGACGGUCAGGUGAUUGAAGACGCAUCGCGGUUGUGGCCCCGUACUGAUCACAAGCACAUCAAUGUGGCGGAACUCGAGGCUGUCGUGAAGGGCCUCAAUCUCGCUCAUGACUGGGGUGCCACGCGAAUUCAAGUCGCUACAGAUUCGAAGACAGUGGCCAGCUGGUUGCAGCAGACUGUUCACGACCUGCAGCGCAUCAAAACGAGUGGGUUGAAUGCAACGCUGAUUCAACGUCGGCUGGAAAUCAUCGACAAUCUCCUUGCAACAACGGAUAUGACGGUGGACGUGCUGUGGGUUCCGUCGGCCAAGAACCUUGCAGAUCGGUUGUCGCGGAUCCCAUCGUCCUGGGUAAAGCUGUUCAAAGGGACGGAUGCUGUUUGUGUCGAUGUUGCUGCUGCUGCUGCCACUACUGACCGGCAGGGCCUGGGUCCGCUCACGACGGAGCACAUUCAAGAGGCUCAGCGUUCCUGCCAGGUCAUCUCCACCGUGGUUGGAGAAAUCAAGGCCGACCUGCCAGUGUCGCACCCGUCCUUUCGACAGGUGCGUGAUCAGCUGCUGCUUCGGGAUGACGUGCUGUGCCGGUCUGUGAAGUUGCCCGUGGAAGGUGAGGCGGUGGUUCCAGUUGUUUCACAGGAUCUGGAGCCAGUCCUGCUCAGUUUGGUUCAUGGGCUCAGCGGUCAUGGCAACUCUAGUACCAUGCAUGCCAUGCUGCGUAGCCGCUAUUUCUUUAUCUCCAUGGCUGACAAGUGCCGCCGGUAUUGUCGUGACUGUCCUCAAUGCUGUGCUGCUAGUCAUCGUGCUGGUGCGUCAGUUGCUUCUACCCGUCGCGACAUUCCUGGGCGGCCCUGGAGCGUGGUGCAUCUCGACACUCUGGAACUUGGGCCGGAGAAGAGUGGCCGCUUCCAUUGUGUGUUGGUGUGUGUUGAUGGCUUCACCAAAUGGGCCGAAGUCGUACCGUUGCGAUGCCAUGAUGCCCAAUCCGUGGCCGACGCAUUCUUGGCGAUAUGUUGUCGCUGGGGUCCUCCGGAUGUCGUACGCGUCGACAAUGGCACCGAAUUUCAGAAUACUGUGGUCAAUGCCCUGUGGAGUCAGUUCCACGUGAUAGCCAAGACUGGUGCGGUACGCCACCCACAGUCACAGGGUGCCGUGGAGCGGAUGAACCGCACACUGCUCACGAUGAUGCGGAAGGUUCUGGACACUGCCGACGACUGGCGGUCGGAGCUCGACCUUCUCCUGUACUAUUACAGGAAUAGACCCCAUUCAACCACCAGGCUGACACCGAUGAUGGCGAAGACAGCCUGGCAACCACGUGACCUAAUUGUGGCAAAGGACCAACCUGCCUGCGAGAUGAGCCAGUGGGUCAGUCGGCUCGGUGACAGCGCUGCUCGCAUCCGUGACCUGAUCGAGAUGGAGCUAUCUGUCCACGAUGGUGUUGAUGAUGAGCAUGAUCAGCCUCAGCUCUACCACCCGGAUGAUGCCGUCAUGCUUCGUCGUCCCGACCGCAGCCAGAAGUUGUUCUCUCCGUACGAGCCUGGCUGGGUGAUCAAGAAAGUUAUCAGGCCUUCUACGGUGGUCAUUGCAUCUGGGCAAAGGGAGAAAGUCGUCAAUGUGGACCACAUCAAGCCAGCUCCUCGGAUCCCUGUAGGUGAAGCACUGGAGGAGCUCGAUGUGGCAGAUGACUCCGCUCGCCACCAAUACACAUUCCGUGACCGUGGGCGACUGGUCAUGCCAUCCCGUUAUGCUGACUGA
Molecule: messenger RNA, 3747 nt
Organism: Sycon ciliatum
Lineage: Eukaryota; Metazoa; Porifera; Calcarea; Leucosolenida; Sycettidae
Exons: 1
Coding region: 1-3747 (1248 amino acids)
Biological process (GO): DNA integration; proteolysis
Molecular function (GO): zinc ion binding; nucleic acid binding; RNA-DNA hybrid ribonuclease activity
Source: RefSeq, a predicted model, not a curated record